This is a messenger RNA of Ostrea edulis (European flat oyster), 1333 nucleotides long. RefSeq lists its product as uncharacterized. The transcript has 2 exons. The coding region runs from base 306 to 1271 and encodes 321 amino acids. Lineage: Eukaryota; Metazoa; Mollusca; Bivalvia; Ostreida; Ostreidae. The record is from RefSeq and is a predicted model, not a curated record.
GCAGUGAAGCAUUGUACCGGCACUAGGAGUUUGCAUUAACUUUAUUUAAGGAAAGUUCAAUUAGUUUUAAUUGACAGCAGGAAAUCCCGAGUAAAUCCGAAUCGAGCCGAACAUAAAGAAGACGAGUGCAAACCGCUCGAAAUACUUUACACAGCGUGUAAAUCUUACAUAACGCGGACAUUCAUUUUGAGAUCUAGAGAAAAACGUAGCUAUCAGCGUGCCUCUCACUGCGCUGGUGAAAUCGUACAGCGCUCUGUCCAAGAAACCAUAAAAAAGCGAAGUUAAGGUAGUGGUACAUUUCAGGCAUGACGUCUCAAAGACGGAUGCAUUGGAAAUGUGGCGGAACUCUUCUGGCUUUGAUCAUUGCAAUUUAUUGCUUUGUCAAAUAUAUGCAUUCGCCUGCAAUUGAAACAUAUUCAGGAACAGUUACCACGUGUGAUAAUUUAGAGAAUAUUUUCAGAACAGAGAAGACCCAGAUUAUGGACUCAGAUUUACAAGCCACACCAAUCUUUCCUGAAACGAAAACAGAUAAAUGCAUAAAAACUGUAAAAUGGAAAUUUCUUGAAUACUUUUCAAAAGCGGAAGAAAACGGUUUCAAACACUGUAUCCGGAAAAAUGCAUAUCCCAAAAGGUUAUUGAAAUACUAUUUCGAACGUUUAAACAGAAAUAUCACGUCUAAAUUUUUCUCCUUCCUCAAAGGAAAAUCCGACGUCGUAGUCGUUGAAAUCGGGGGAUUCACUGGCCAGCUUUUACAGAAACUGGUACCCAUAACUGGAGCGAAGACUUACGCUGUUUUGGAACCAGUUCCUUCUUUUUUUGACAAGUUAAACACGCACAUUGAUAUGUUGAAUUUAAAUUCAAUAGUGAAAACGUACAACUUUGGUCUCGGGAAAACUUACAAAGAAAUAUCUGUCGAUAUCCGGGGAGACGGAACUUCCAUUUUUCAGACUUUACCAUCGAAAAAGACCGAGAGGAUUAAGAUUGUAAAUGUCGUGGACUUCUUCGUACAGGUAGGGGUGGGUUGUAAUACUGUUGAUCUGCUGACCAUCAACUGUGAGGGGUGCGAGUUCGAUAUUUUAGAGACAGUAAUAUCUACUAAUCUUAUUGAAAAGUUUGAUCACAUUCAAUUCCAGCCGCACCAUGACGUUCCAACGGUCGGGAAUUACAUAUGCCGCUACUGUCGAUUACGUGGACUUCUGGCGCGAACACAUGAGAUAGAGUACGAAUACCCCCACAUCUGGGAAGCAUGGAAGAGGAAAAAAAUAAAUUGAGAGUUGGGAUUCGUGACUGAAUUGUAAUUUGUUUAAAAAUAUAUUAUGCUCAUUUUGUGAAA